GAUGGAGGUGAAGAUGACAGUUCGAAAUCAGGAGGCGCUGGCCCGAUGCGGGGUGGCCGAGGGGGGCACGGCCUGGGACGUGGUACGGCAGUGAGAAGCGCUACGGGAAGUGCCACAUCGUCCACAUCGACCAAUCGACAGGCCGUUGGAUCGGCUGGUCGCGGGGGCGGGUAA
This is a messenger RNA of Anisakis simplex (herring worm), 174 nucleotides long. Lineage: Eukaryota; Metazoa; Nematoda; Chromadorea; Rhabditida; Anisakidae. The record is from the annotation of a GenBank genome assembly.